UGUGUUCGCGAUGUCUGAUACGCGUGAUGUUCCGUCCUUACCCCCUGGCUUUUGGCCAGGGUGGAGGAGAGCGAGGGCAUGAACCUGUCCGCAGCAUCGAGCAUCGAGUAGGAGGAGAAGGGACGAAGGAGGACGGCGAGGAAGGGGGAGGAGAGGUGGACUGCACCUCGGCGCGUUGCGGCGGCCGCGACCACGACCCCGCCAGGCCGACAGUCCAGCCUGCCGCCCGGCUUCGCGCGCACGUUGGCGCGACGAGGCGCGCGCGCCCGCGAGAGGGAGAGACACAGAGACAGAGACAAAGAGAAACAGAGAGACAGAGAGAGAGAGAGAGAGACAGAGACAGAGACAGAGAGAGACAGAGAGCUCCCGCGACGAGAGGGCGUCAACCAUGCUUGGCGGUGCCCGGAAAGGGCGAUGUGGGGAGCGCGAAGGGGCUGGCCUUCUGUGAAGGCCGCCCCCCCGCCCGCGCCGCCCCCUCGUGCGCGCGGCCGGCGUGCACGCACAGCGGAGGCCCGGCCACAAGAACACUGCCACUAACGGAAGCCCAGACCUGAGACCCCGGGAGGUCCAUGGACAGUCGGUGUGGAAACGCCACGCCGCCCACAGCGCGACCACCGCAAGCCCAGAAGCCCAGGGCAGCCUGGAGGCAAGCAGGGUGUUCCUUGGCAUGGUCCUCUGCGGUACGGGCAUCGGGGGUCGAGGAUCGAGGCUGUUGGGUUGAGUGCGCGGUGGCAGGGCGAGCGCCCGAGCGCGCCAGCCGAACAGAGCCCGGCCCGCUGGCGGGCCGCGCGGGGGCGCCGCAGCGCCUCGGCGGAAAGCGGACGACCUGCGUGGAGCCGCUGCUCGCGCAGGGCCCCUGUGCCGCCGGCUGGUGGCGCGGCGCAGGCGGCACCCACUGUGGUGCCCAAGAGGCAGGUUUCCAACACAUCCUGGCAAGCUGGUUAUGCACGGAGGGGGGGGGCGUGGCGAGGCCCAGACGGAAAUCUGGACUUCACGCAAGUCGGGACUCACUUGCACGCCUGUCCGGCCCAGCACCUGCUGGAAAGGCGGCAGAAGGGGGGGAUACCAUGCAAGUGAACUUGCCUGGGUCGACACGAAAUCCGACUCCUGCUGCAACGCCUAACGCGCCUACGAACCGGAGCUCGAAAUGCGAGGUGGAACGGCGACGGGCUCAGCACGGCAGCACCGCCUGGAGCGCGGCCACUCUCUGCAUGGCGUCCAGCCACGUCAGCAUGCCGGCGAGCACGCAGAGGUGCCACAGGUUGUGGCUCUCUCCCCGCGGUAGUCGAACCGCCCCGGCAGCCAGCUCUCCUGCGCAGACGGAGGACGUACACGACGGCCCCGCCCAGGUACGCGAGGAGCACCCCGAGCAGCCGCGGGAGCAUGACCUCCACGAGCGGGCCCGGGGCGACGAGGAGGAAGUGGGCCGCGGGCACGAGCCCGAGCAGCCCGCAGGCGGCGAAACCUUCGCCCGCAGCGAGUCGGGCGCCGAGGACCAGCUCGCCACGGCGGCCAUCACGCAGAUCUCGGCCUCCCCCACUCCCAGGAGGUACACGCUCCGGGCCGCCGGCAUGCACUUGAAUCCCAGGGCGAUGCCCACCGCCAGCGAGGCGCCGAGGAGCAGCACGACCCCUCCCAGGUCGAAUAGAAGCAGCCGUAGCAGACGGCCUCGACGUCGCAGUGGCGGGUAUGGUAGAAGGCAGACCAGAACAGGCAGUUCACCGUGACCAGGGCGAGUCCCACCACCAGCCACCCGUCGAGCCCGUCGGCGCCUAUGCCCCCCUCCUCGGAGCACGGCCCGCAGCCAGGCCGCCACGACGAGGAUGCCCAGCGCGUGGCUCCAGAUGUUCACCGUCUCGUUGUGCAGCGAGGCCGCCGACCGGAGGCAGGGCAGGCAGCCCUCGGUGUCCAGGCGGUACCCCCCGAGGAUGAAGGCCUCCUCUGGUACUCGGGCACGUCCUCCCACGAUCCCAGCGCUGGCCCCCUCAGCCAGCCCGCGCUCCGGCCGAGCAGCGGCGCACCGCAGCCGUCACCGCAGCCGGCAGCGUGCUCGGCGGGCGCUGUCGCCCUGUGGCGUCUCUCCCGCGUCUGUGCGUUGGUCAUCGCCAGGCGGGCCCGGGCGCCCGCCGCGCGGAGGCUCCCCGGAAGACCCCCUCGCGCCGUGAAAAGGAGCCU
Molecule: messenger RNA, 2175 nt
Organism: Prorocentrum cordatum
Lineage: Eukaryota; Dinophyceae; Prorocentrales; Prorocentraceae
Source: the annotation of a GenBank genome assembly